This is a messenger RNA of Fomitopsis serialis, 234 nucleotides long. RefSeq names its product helicase. Bases 1 to 234 code for a protein of 77 amino acids. The transcript has a single exon. NCBI's taxonomy places the organism in Eukaryota, Fungi, Basidiomycota, Agaricomycetes, Polyporales, Fomitopsidaceae. The record is from RefSeq and is a predicted model, not a curated record.
AUGACUAUCAAUAAGGCUCAAGGGCAGUCAGUGGUCAAUGUUGGACUUGAUCUGCGUACAGCAGUCUUUGGUCAUGGUCAACUCUAUGUUGCUCUUUCCAGAUGUACAUCUGCAGACAGGAUCAAAGUCCUAUUUCCUGUAGACCAAGACAACACUAACACUGCCAAUAUUGUGUAUCCUGAGGUGCUCAUCCCUACUGUGUAUGUCAUUUCUGUUACGACAACGUCCGUUUGA